Molecule: messenger RNA, 1795 nt
Organism: Vicugna pacos (alpaca)
Lineage: Eukaryota; Metazoa; Chordata; Mammalia; Artiodactyla; Camelidae
Source: RefSeq, a predicted model, not a curated record
CUGAGCCGUCGCGUGCAUCUGUUUGUCCUGCAGUACCUGGUGUGCAAAAGGAAGCUGGAGAGUAAGAAGGAAGCCCUGCUGAUCCUCUCCAAGGAGCUGGACACAUGCCAGCAGGAAAGGGACCAGUACAAGCUCAUGGCCAAUCAGCUUCGGGAGCGCCACCAGUCCCUGAAGAAGAAGUACCGCGAGCUGAUCGAUGGCGAUCCAUCGCUUCCCCCUGAAAAGAGGAAACAGGCUAAUCUUGCACAACUAUUGAGAGAUUCUCAAGACCGAAAUAAACAUCUGGGAGAAGAAAUUAAAGAACUUCAGCAAAGGCUUGGAGAAGUCCAGGGCGACAAUAAGUUGUUGAGGAUGACAAUUGCCAAACAGAGGCUUGGAGACGAAGAAAUUGGCGUGCGGCACUUUGCAGCCCAUGAGCGUGAGGAUUUGGUCCAGCAGCUGGAGAGAGCAAAAGAACAGAUUGAAUCUCUGGAGCAUGACCUGCAGGCCUCUGUGGAUGAGCUUCAGGAUGUUAAAGAAGAGCGGUCUUCCUACCAGGACAAAGUCGAGAGGCUCAACCAGGAGCUAAACCACAUCCUGAGCGGGCACGAGAACCGUAUCAUUGACGUGGAUGCCCUGUGUAUGGAGAACAGGUACCUUCAGGAGAGAUUAAAGCAACUUCACGAAGAGGUCAACCUCUUGAAAUCUAACAUUGCCAAGUACAAGAAUGCUCUUGAGAGACGGAAAAACUCGAAAGGCCAAGGUAAAUCCAGCAGCAGUGCUCUGACUGGAGUCCUGUCUGCAAAGCAAGUUCAAGAUCUGUUGUCUGAGGAUCACGGGUGCAGUCUCCCAGCUACUCCGCAGUCCAUUUCUGACCUGAAAUCUCUGGCAACGGCCCUGUUGGAGACGAUCCAUGAGAAAAACAUGAUCAUCCAGCACCAGAGACAGACCAACAAAAUCCUCGGAAAUCGGGUGGCUGAACUGGAGAAAAAAUUAAGAACCCUGGAAGUUUCUGGUUUGUGGAGCCUUCCAGGCCUGAGCUACAAUGUUUCAGUAGGAUUUGGGAGGGGCAAGGACACCAUACUGUUCGGCGACCCCACUUUUCCCACCAUGCAGAGGUCGAGAUCCCCGCUGCUGAAGUUCGUGGAGCAGCCCGCUGAGAACAAAGCGAGUCCCAAGGACGGGGAGGUUUGGAAGCAAGAACAAGACAAAAGUCACGUGACUGCCGAGGUGUCGACAGCGUGGGAGGAUGCUGGGAGGCCCGCUCUCAGCUCCCCAGCAAAUCAGAGCCCCAGGAACCAACGCAAACACUUUCUUGCCUCAUUAGCCCAGCUACCUUCUGAGGGAGAACAAGUAAACAGGCCUGGAGGGGAAAUUGUGAAACUGACAGAGGAGCAGGAGCCUACAGGACCAGCAGGGGUUGGAAGAGAGAGCCCCCUGCAGGGUCAGAGGGACGAGAUGGGGCCACCUCUGCCUGGCUUAGCUGCCAACGGGGCAUGCCCCAAAUCUUGCCACAACUCCUCUGAGUCCAGCCAGCCAGUCGCCGAAGCGUCCCCCCCGGAAGAUGGCAAGGAGACCCCAGAGGUUGGAAGCACAAGGAACACCACGAAAACAUGAAGGGGAAAGAGAUCGGGCGUGAUGACACGUUGACAGCACUGGGGACGGUAAAGAACUAAACCUCAGAACAGUUCACCGAAGUCUCUUUCUCCUAAAACACCCCCAAGCCUGCAAGUGAGGAGGACACAGAUCCUGUCGCAAACUGCGAAUAUUCUGAUGAUGCCACCACAGUCUGAUUUAUUAAAUGCGGGUCCUCAAG